AUGAUAGAAAAUGAGGAGGCUGACAACUAUUCCGCCGAGACAACCAGGUGGACCAGGAGUGAAGCAGAGGAAGAGGAGUAUCGCCUGGAGAAAAAGCCCAGGCCGGAAGAUGAAGAUGUGGACCAAAAACUGCAGAAGUUGAGAGAGCAGCUUUUGGUCGAGCUGGGAAAGAAAGAUCAAAGUCAAACCUUCCUGCCCACUUCUUCGCCUUUCUCGAAACAGCCUUGGGAGCGAAGAGACCAAAGACCUUUUCCCCCUCGGACCUCAGAACAAAGGCCACUCCCUUCAUGGGUUCCAGAGAAGCCGACCCCACUUAAUGCCUCUAGAGCCAAAGUGCUCGUAGCCGUCCAGGACAAAGAAUUCUUGCAAUGGCCCAAGCCCCUGAAAGCGGAAGCCGACCAGCGAAAUCCUGACAAAUAUUGUCAGUUCCACCGAACUCAUGGUCAUGACACCAACAACUGUUUCCAGUUGAUUGCAGAAAUUGAGAGGUUGAUAAAGAGAGGGCACCUAAAGAACUUUGUAAAGAAACCGGAAGGACAGAGACCUCAACCCAAUCCGGCAGCCCAAACGCCGAGAAGAACAGGAGCUAACACUGUGAAUGAUGGGUCCAGUGGAACUAUCAACAUGAUCGUAGGAGGCACGGGAGGUCGGAUGAGCCGAAGGGGGAAAAAGAGAAGCAGAGAAGGAGAAACUAGCAAUGCCGAGGUCAUGCAAAUCGUUGAACACUCUUCAACAACCAUCACUUUCUCCUCGGAGGACGCUCAGGGUGUUCAGAUGCCUCACGAUGACGCCCUUGUCAUUGAAGCUGUUAUUCACAAUUAUUGGGUAAAGAAAAUCUUGGUGGAUGACGGAAGCAAGGUAAACCUGUUGCCUUAUCGAGUCUUCCAGCAGAUGGGCAUUCCGAAAGAGCAACUGGUUCGGGAUCAAGCUCCGAUUAAAGGGAUUGGAGGAGCACCAGUAACAGUGGAAGGGAAAGUAAAACUAGCCCUUACUUUGGGAGAGGCCCCGAGGGCCCGCACCCAUUAUACGGUGUUCUUGGUGGCUAAACUCCCUCUGAGCUACAACGCGAUUCUGGGACGACCUGUGCUGUUCGACUUUGAAGCUGUCACCAGUAUCAGAUACUUGGCAAUGAAGUUCCCCACAGAAGCAGGGGUGGCAACAGUUCGGGGAAGUCAAGAGGAAGUAAGGGCAGUGUACCUGGCUACCGUAGCAGAGCCGAGCUCAGCAGAGGAAAAGAUGGAUUCAGAAGUCCUAGAGGUCCGAGAUGAGAAAACAGAAGCCAGGACAGAGUCGGUGGGGGAACUGGAGACUUUCUCCUUAUCAGAAACGGAAAUAGACAAAACCUUCAGUCUCAACGCCGGCCUCACCAAGGAGCAGAAAGCCGAGGUGAUGUCCUUGAUUCGAGGUCGUGCAUCAAGCUUCGCCUGGAAGCCUUCGGACAUGCCCAGAAUUGACCCCGGGAUAUCUGAAUAUUGA
This is a messenger RNA of Manihot esculenta (cassava), 1476 nucleotides long. RefSeq lists its product as uncharacterized. NCBI's taxonomy places the organism in Eukaryota, Viridiplantae, Streptophyta, Magnoliopsida, Malpighiales, Euphorbiaceae. The coding region runs from base 1 to 1476 and encodes 491 amino acids. The record is from RefSeq and is a predicted model, not a curated record. The transcript is spliced from 3 exons.